CCCCUCUUUCCCACCCAGGCCCGCGUGCGGUGCAGGGCAUGCAAAUGGAAAUGGUCUAAAUAAACAGAUGGAGAGGAGAGACUCUCCCAUUGUCCUCUUUCCAAGGCGGCUGGUUCAAAAGUGGAAUGCAUGAAUUGAGAUUCCAAGCCCCAUCAUCCACCUUGAUGGGAUCUGACCUCGGCAUUCUCGGGAAAGAUGCCUCCAGAGCUUUUGCCACAGGUGACUUCACCCCAGCUGGCCUGGUGGACGAUAUUUCAGGAUUGUCACCACCACAAAUGCUGGCCAUCCAGAACUGGCUCUCCUUCUACAAUAAGAAUUAUGUGCAUAUUGGCAAAGUAGCUGGACGAUUUUACCAAGAAAAUGGGGUACCUACCAAGGUUUUGGAGGAGGCCCAAGCUCUCAUUGAAGAAGGAGAGAAGCUGCAGGCCCAGGAAGUUGAGCAGAAGAACCGAUUUCCACCUUGUAACUCUGAAUGGAGCUCAGCUGGAGGAAGCAGGGUCUGGUGUUCCAAACAGAGUGGGGGGAUCACCCGAGAAUGGUCUGGUGUACCCAGGAAGCUAUAUGAACCUGGAUCCAGUCGCAGCUAUUGCGUUUGCAUAAAGACAGAAGAACUGUUUCCUGGGCAAAUGACAUCCACCCAGCUAAGCAACCAAGGAAAGUUGAACAAUCCCAACCUGCAGGAAUACAAAGGGUGUCAUCCACUUUCUGAAUGGUGUGCUUUAAAAGAAUGAGUCAACUGUACCUCUCUGGAGAAACACUUCUACACAAUCCAGGUAUUGAAGAAAGCCCUUUUUAAGGAAACUUAACUAUGUAGUUUGACACACUGUCUGAAUCUAAAAUUAGAGUUUGCAAAACCUGAAUUUGCAAUUAAAAGUCACUCUUUAAAAGUAUGGAUUUGCAAAACAUCAGCUAAAAAAUAGGAAUGGAGAAAGAGCUCUAAACAUUGUAUGUUUAAAACAGGGUCAGGUGAUGACAUGCUUCUCUAAGCAGAGGGUUCUGGCAGUGGAGGAAGAGGGUCAUUGGCCCUGAGGAACAGAGGUGUAAAAAGGGACAAGAUGCUCCUACCACCUGCUUUGUAGGUCACUGAUCCCAGCAUUUGAAUUUGAACCCGAGCCAUAAUUGAUUUUCUAACUCAUACAGAAUGGCUGUUUUGAUACAGCAUGCUAGGCUAAAAUAUCAACGGAUCUGCACAACACACGAGCUAUAAAUUGACCAUUUUACUAAACUAUGGUUUAGCAUGUAGUACAAAUUCAACUAAUAGCUAGAUUCAUUCAUGGUUUGUUAGACAACCCAAAGAGUGCUCUUAGUGCUAUUGCUGCUGUUCAGCAAACGUGCCUGUUCAACUCCCAUUUGGUGUAUCGUAUUGUUUCCCAUGUGGCUUAAUUCACCACUCCAGAUUAUGGUUCGUAUCAACCAUCAGAAGAGACUUUUAUGAUCUUAUGUUCUCCAGAAUUGUAAUACCAGUGCAUCUGGAGGAUACCAGGUUGAUGAAAGAUGAAAAUUCAAACGUAUUUUUUUCUGGAUAAAAUUAAUUGGGGAUCACUAGUAACAGUAUUCCGUUUGCAGCAAUAUACAGUUCUUCUGCUUGACUUCUGUAACCAUGAACUUACUGAUGUCCAGUUCAAUUAAAUUGCUUUAUUACAAGAAA
Messenger RNA from Python bivittatus (Burmese python), 1648 nucleotides. NCBI's taxonomy places the organism in Eukaryota, Metazoa, Chordata, Lepidosauria, Squamata, Pythonidae. The record is from RefSeq and is a predicted model, not a curated record.